This is a messenger RNA of Pungitius pungitius (ninespine stickleback), 1818 nucleotides long. RefSeq names its product nuclear receptor interacting protein 2 (gene nrip2). Lineage: Eukaryota; Metazoa; Chordata; Actinopteri; Perciformes; Gasterosteidae. The record is from RefSeq and is a predicted model, not a curated record.
GUGGUCUCUUUGUAGGACAGUGCAUAUGUUUCACAUACUGCACACAGUCUAUUUCGGUGUGUUCCCUCUGCUGGGAGUCAAGUGAGGAAAAAAAAAUAAUACAACGUGCCCUGUAUUCAGAGUCGAGCUGUUACAGAAAGAAGAGGGCUCAAGGGGAGGGAGGGAGAGAGGAAGAGAGAGAGAGAGAGAGAUCCAAGGACAGGCGGCACUGACGGAGGGGAAACCAGCUACACCACACUCAGCCUCCGUCACCCUCAGAUCACAUCGAGACGCCGUCAGCGAGAUGCUUGCUUAGAUCAGAGGAGCAAAGCGGGACGGGACGAUAGCUAAAAGCUGCUGAGACAAACCCACGCCGAGGACCGAGGGAGAGGGAGCACGGGGGGGAGGGGAGGACAGGGGGGGGGAGGAGGAGGACGUUUCAGAGCGUGGAAGAGACAACAACUGCAGGUUGUGGCUUUAAAACGAACAGCUUGAAGGAAAGAAGCCGAGGUCCUUCGUCCUCUCUCAGGGACACCCCCGUGUCUCGCUGCAGAGAGCCCCCCCCACCCGGGGUCCCUGAGGUCUUAGUCUCCGUGCACCGGCACCCCCCCCCCCGAGACCAUGAGCGAGGCGAAGAAAGGCGAGCUCGCCCUCCGGGACAAAGCCGCCCUGCACCAGCAGAGGCGUCUGAAGCAGGCCACCCAGUUCUCUCACAAGGACUCGGCUGACCUGCUGCCCCUGGACGGGCUGAAGAGGCUGGGCACCUCCAAGGACCUGUGCGGCGAGAGCGACGUCAGGGCGUCCAUCGACACCGGCAGCCGACACGACCACAUCUCCAGCUCCUGCUGCCGGAGGCUGGGACUGGUUCCCGUCGAGGGCGGCGGCGGCUCGGUGGCGCUUCUGCAGCUGCAGCUGGGCAGGCAGACGGUCCGGUGCUCGGCCCACGUCACAGAGGACGACGCCUUCGAGCUGCGCCUGGGCCUCCAGACGCUGCUGGACCUCAAAUGCUGCCUGGACCUGAGCACCCGGGUCCUGAAGCUGCGCGGCCUCGGCGAGGAGCUGCCCUUCCUGAAGCCGUCCGCCGAGCGCCGGUGCCAACGCGACACCAAUGAGAACCCGGGAAGCUAGAAUUAAAAAAAAAAAAAUGCACUCCACGCCGCGGCGCCGAGCCCACGGCGUUGGCGUUGGCGUUUUUCCGGCUUCGCGGUGCCUCUCGCACACUGCCAGAACGCGGACGGGUUUUGCGCAUCGACGUGUUUGUAGAACAUUCGCCAUGAUUAUCUCUUAUAUUAGAUUAGCCGUUGUUUACGGAGCGCAAGUCAACCUCUGUGGAUCUAAUCGUUUACGAGGCGCUUGUGACGCUCUCUGAAAAGGGAAAACCGUUAUCAGUCAUUUGGCGUCGACUUUAGUGGCGUAUUUUGUGAACCGGCAGUAUAAACGUUACUUUAAAUCAUCAUCAAGUGAGGUGACAAGUGUUCAAACGGCGUUUCAAGCUGUGUGAGAAAACAGACGGUUAGCGGCGCUUAGCGUAGCAUUGCGCUAGCUUGAAACGGCUAGCGCAGCUCUAUCGUGAGGUAAACUAGCCGCUAAAGAUCACAAGUAAAGUUGUUAAACGAUAAAAACCAGGGGCCCUUAAACCUCCAAUGACUUCUUUUCCAGGCUUUAUGCUAAGCUAAGCGCUGCUAUCCGUUUAGCUUCAUAAUCAACGUAGCGUCUUCUCCUUCUCAUCGGUGUCCAAACUGUCGGCCUGAACCAAAUCAAUCUGUUCUCAGCUUGGAGAAGCAAUUGGGUUCGGAUCCUCUUUGAGACGGUGAUGGGUUCUAUAUAUAUAUAUAUAUU